ACGCGGGCUCCGGGUCCCGCCAUAUAAGCCCGCGCGCCCCGCCAGGCGCCGCGGCCGCAGUUGGGGCCGUCCCGGGCCGCGACUCCUCCUUCCCCGCUGCCCCGCCUCCGCUCGGAGCGCCGCGGGCGGGCGCCCCUCAGCCAGGAAGCGCCUCUCGGACGCGGGUGACCGAUGCCCAGGCUGCACGACCACUUCUGGAGCUGCUCCUGUGCGCACGGCGGGAGGCGCCGAGGCCCCCCGCGAGCCAGCGCCGCGGGGCUGGCGGCCAGAGUGGGGGAGAUGAUCAACGCCUCCGUGUCCGGGCCCUCCCGGCUGGCGGCCCGCGGUGCCUCGGACGCCGACCCCGCGCCCGGGGCCCGCGGCGCUGCGCUGAGCGGACCCGAGCCCGGAGGCCCCCGCCCCAACACCUGGCAUCAUCGCCUGGUGCAGAGGAGCCUCGUGCUCUUCUCGGUCGGGGUGGUCCUAGCCCUGGUGCUCAACCUGCUGCAGAUCCAGAGGAAUGUCACCCUCUUCCCCGAGGAGGUGAUCGCCACCAUCUUCUCCUCCGCCUGGUGGGUCCCUCCCUGCUGCGGGACGGCAGCUGCUGUUGUUGGCCUACUGUACCCCUGUAUCGACAGUCACCUUGGAGAACCCCACAAGUUUAAGAGAGAAUGGGCCAGUGUCAUGCGCUGCAUAGCUGUUUUUGUUGGCAUUAACCACGCCAGUGCUAAAUUGGAUUUUGCCAAUAAUGUCCAGCUGUCCUUGACUUUAGCAGCUCUGUCUUUGGGUCUUUGGUGGACGUUUGAUCGUUCCAGAAGUGGCCUUGGGCUUGGGAUCACUAUAGCUUUUCUAGCUACUCUGAUCACUCAGUUUCUCGUGUAUAAUGGUGUCUAUCAGUACACGUCCCCAGACUUCCUCUAUAUUCGUUCCUGGCUCCCCUGUAUAUUUUUCUCAGGCGGCGUCACAGUGGGCAACAUAGGACGACAGUUAGCUAUGCUGAUACCCUUCUGUGAGGAGUUGAAAUUGAAGGCCACUUGGCUGUUUCACAAAAGCAGAAGUAAUUGCAAGGUGUUCCUGAAAAGCCCCAUAGUGAUUGAGUCUUCAAAACCACCGAUUCGGAGAGCGAGGAAGAUUUUGGAAGAAAAUCUGAUUGUGAAUUAUGACAAAGAUUAUCUUUUUUCUUAAUCUACUUAAAUGGGGCUGACUGUACAAAUGACUCCUGGAAAACAGUGUUCCCCUAGCCUGGAAUAGGGAAGUGGAGAGAUGACGACGCAGCCUGGGGUCCUGCCGUGCCUGGCCGCACUGGCGCCUGUCGGCCCCGGAGCGUUCUGCCUGGGCUGCGUGGCUCGGCAGGUGGCAGUUUCCCGAGUAUUAGAUUUCAUUCAUGUGAUUCAGACAAGUUGCCAUGUUUCAAAGCCUUGAACGAAGACUCACUCACCAACUCUCAGUUUUGUGUCAGUGCCCAGAGGAGGUAGGCUGAUGGUGCUCAACAAACAUGAAGUAUGGUGUAAUAGGAAUCAUAUUUAUCCAAAAGAUUCUUAAAAAUAGGGUUGUGUUUUAAAAAGAAGAAAAGCAGCAGCAGUGAUAAUGGAGAGGCGUGCUCUGAGUGGGGUCGCGGUGUGGCCACACCUCACAGUCACGCACGUUCAUCCUGCAGUGGCGUGUUUUCACUCACACGUGCGUGUAUCGGCAGUGAGUCGGCUGCGCUUUCCAUGCCACCGUGGAAGUUUGUGUAGACAAUCUUGCUGAGCAAAAGGCAGUGAAAAGUCAUGGUUCCACACAGCGAUAUAUUGGAAUUUUCACCUCAGUUUAUGAAGUUUAUUUCGAAAUCUAUGAUCAUCUAAGAGUGAAUACCUGUCCGCCAUGUAUUUCAAUCUUAGUGAGCCAAAUUUUUUAGUUGUUACUACAGAAUAGAGGUGACUGGUCUUUUUCCACAGCCCUAUGGAAUUUGCAAUCUGUGAUUGCCUUGUAAAAAGGAGAGUGCGUAUGUCACCGCAUUGAACAUGUGGUGUUCCUAAAUAUUCCAUGAUAUUGGUGAGCACAAUGUAUUCAUGAAUGGCAUAGACCAUACCAGACCUAAUUUGCAAGUAUUGGGUCUUAAACUUCAAGUGCAAUGUAUAUGAAAACCAAUCUGAGCCUUGUAUCUCUUAAAUAUUUAUUUUUUUUAACGUAGAGAUGUCGAGAGAAGGGUUCUCCAUUUCAGUGCUGCAUGGAGGAAACUGAUUUCUUUCAGUUGUGAAGUUCCUUUCGUGUUACACCUUCCACGAACCCUCGACCUUUGAAAUACUCCAGUUUUGUGGGUUUAGUAAUUUUUACUUACAAAUUUACCUUUUUGUAUUUUGCGAUUUACAUGUGUUUGGGUUGUUUUAAAUUCUGUGAAAGGGGCUUGAUUAAAAGACUCCUUUUAAAUGGUAGCCCCCAGUCAGCAGAAUGGAAGCUUAGAGGAGCCCUCCUGUGAGCACUGGUCUUUGUGUUUGGUUUUGUGUAUGUGAUGAUCUUUGCUGGGGUUUUUUUUUCUUGCUUUGUUUCAAGGGAAACGUCUUGGAGUAAAUUUUAAGUUCCUGAAGCUAAUUUGUUUUAGAGGAGGAUUGUUUAAAAACCAGGACCAUUCGGAACUUUGGAAUGAUCCCUUACAAAUUUUCUGAACGUGAAAACAAUUAUUUCCGUGAAAAAAAUUUACAAUGAAGAUGUUGGCGUUUAUGAAUAAACCAGAAGUUAUUAGAUGAAAGCAGUGAGUGAAUCUUUACAACAGACUUGAUCAUGUACAAACAGUAAGUCUUUCCUAAACUGGAAGUCAAUCUGUAUCUGUUAGAAAUAAUGUAGCCCAAAAAAUGUAAAUCUGAAGAUUUUUUUUGCCAGUAGUUUAUAGCAAAUCUAUGAACCAAAGUGAUUUGAGCUUGUAAAAAUGUAAAAUAGUAUGAACAGAAUUUGCACUAUACCAGAUUUGAACAUCUAGUGAGAUGCACAUUCAUACUAAGUUUUCAACAUUGUGUUCUUUUUGCAUUCGUUUUUUACUUUUAUUAAAGGUUCAAAACCAA
Molecule: messenger RNA, 3017 nt
Organism: Saimiri boliviensis boliviensis (Bolivian squirrel monkey)
Lineage: Eukaryota; Metazoa; Chordata; Mammalia; Primates; Cebidae
Gene: INSIG1
Product: insulin induced gene 1
Biological process (GO): SREBP signaling pathway; SREBP-SCAP complex retention in endoplasmic reticulum; cellular response to insulin stimulus
Cellular component (GO): SREBP-SCAP-Insig complex; endoplasmic reticulum
Source: RefSeq, a predicted model, not a curated record